UUUUGCCGUGGUGCCGCGGCGGUCCCAUUGUUUGAAUCUCGAUUGGGGUCAUGGCCGUCUAUAUGAUGUCUAUGAUGGGUGCAUGUAUACACAUUACAUUACACACAGGUCCUCUUUUCGGCCGACAGCACAGUGCUGGUGAUAUGCCCUGGGGUGAGGUGGGCGCUCUGGACUGCAGGAGGGCUGCGAGUGCCGUCUCGUUGCGGGCGAAUCACGUCUGGCUGGAGUGGCAGCGUGAAGGCGUUCGCCACACAAUCACCAAAGAGGGCCGGCGGCAGGGACUUGUGCCUGCAUCGCUCGCUCGCUGCAUGGCUGUAUGCAGGCCGGCUGCAGGCACGCCGGUUUUCAUUUACCUCGAGCGAUAG
Periconia digitata is the source of this 365-nucleotide messenger RNA. The record is from the annotation of a GenBank genome assembly. NCBI's taxonomy places the organism in Eukaryota, Fungi, Ascomycota, Dothideomycetes, Pleosporales, Periconiaceae.